AAGAACACAUGGUUCCCCGUGACACCUCAAUUCCUUUUAUACUCUUUUCUCCUCGCUCCUCCCUCCUCCCUCCUCCCUCCUCCCUCUCCCCAUUCUUAAUUUCUUAUUCAGUUCCCACUUCCCACUUCCCACUUCUUCCGCUUCUCAUAUAUACAUUCAUACUUCCCCCUUCGUUAUCCUCAAACCAAGAACAAUUUCCAUGGCAUCCCUCGAAUCAAUUAUAAACGCUCCAGAACCUUCCACCAAUAACCCCGAAACUACCUCACCCGAUGCUGAUUCCAAUCCCAACAAACGCCGCAAAAUCGGACACCGCACUGUCGCCGCCGAUGCCUCUCUCAAUCAUCUCCAUUGGACAUCCCAAUCCGAGCAGCAGAUCUACUCCACCAACCUCCUCCGCACCCUCCGCCACGUCCUCCGCCGCAACCCUUCCCCCUCCACCACCGCAUCAAAGCCCCGCCAGGUCCGCUACGCCGCCGACAGAGUCCUCGCCGCCGCCGCCAAAGGCAGAACGCGCUGGAGCCGCGCCAUCCUCUCAUCUCCGCCGCCCUUCAAUAACCACCGGAUGCUCCACAAGAAGGCCCCCGCCGCCAGGAAGAAGGUCACCGGAUUGAGAAGUAUGCGUAACGGAACGGAAAAGAAGAAGUUACCGGCCGUUGAGAGAAAAGCGCGCGUUCUUAGCCGGUUGGUUCCCGGUUGCCGGAAGCUCUCUUUCCCUAACCUUCUAGAAGAAGCCACUGAUUAUAUCUCCGCCUUGGAGAUGCAAGUGCGCGCCAUGACCGCUCUCGCCGAGUUACUCGCUGGUGGUGGCUCGCCGAGUGGACUCGCCGGUGAAUCGUUAAGUUGACCAUCCCGAGUUCUUUUUAGAUCAAUCAGAUGCCUUGGCCAUAUCGUGCCAGGUGUUUCUUGAUUUUUUUAUUUUUUUUAGUUUUUGUUAGUGUUAUCAUAUUGGCUUCUUUUUUUUCAUUUUUAAUUUUACUCUUUAUUUUUUUUUUCUUUUUGAUUCAUGUAUUCUAUAUAAUCGUGUACAUGCCAUUUGCUCUGCUUCUUUUUUUUUCCCUC
Messenger RNA from Arachis stenosperma, 1059 nucleotides. Its product is annotated as transcription factor bHLH149-like. Gene Ontology annotation, biological process: regulation of DNA-templated transcription. Gene Ontology annotation, molecular function: protein dimerization activity. Bases 200 to 844 code for a protein of 214 amino acids. Lineage: Eukaryota; Viridiplantae; Streptophyta; Magnoliopsida; Fabales; Fabaceae. The record is from RefSeq and is a predicted model, not a curated record. The transcript has a single exon.